Messenger RNA from Sardina pilchardus (European sardine), 2292 nucleotides. RefSeq names its product lecithin retinol acyltransferase a (gene lrata). The transcript is spliced from 2 exons. The record is from RefSeq and is a predicted model, not a curated record. Gene Ontology annotation, cellular component: rough endoplasmic reticulum. The coding region runs from base 896 to 1564 and encodes 222 amino acids. NCBI's taxonomy places the organism in Eukaryota, Metazoa, Chordata, Actinopteri, Clupeiformes, Clupeidae. Gene Ontology annotation, molecular function: phosphatidylcholine-retinol O-acyltransferase activity. Gene Ontology annotation, biological process: retinol metabolic process; vitamin A metabolic process.
UCUGUCAGUUCUGGAAAGAAAGGUGGCCCAUAUAUUUGCACAGUGAUGUGCGUGCCACAACGACUUAGUGUUCUCAUUAUUGGGCAGCAUGAUCCUGUAUUCCAUUAUGUGCACAUGGGCAAUUUCUAGCUGCAGUUAUAGGGUAGAGUGGGGGAAAACGCCCCCGUGAGGUAAAACGCCCCCCGCCUGUUUCCCCCGCUAUGUGGUAAGGUGUACUUACCUGCUGGUACGCCUAAUCUAUGAAUUAAAUAUAGUAUCUUACAAUUCAUUUAUUGCUUAACAGCUUGUCUGUUGAUUUGGCUAUUAAUGUAUGAAGCAAAUCGUUUUUUUUAGGAGGGGGCAUUUUACCCCACUCAUGGGGGGCAUUUUGCCCCACUGCUGGGGUAAAACGCCCCCUUUGUUUACAUUUUAUUUUUGUUAAAAAUCUAAAGAAAUAUAAAGUCUAGGCAGUUUUCAUAGUUGGUUUAUAAUUAAUGUCAUUGCCACUUAUAACCAUGAUAAUAAUUCAGAACACAUUUAGCUUUUGUUUUCACAGUAAUGCCACUUUCCCCGUUUUCCCCUACUCUACCCUAUGUCAAUUUGUUAUUUGUUUUCAGUAAAUACAAAUAUUAUGAAGCUCGUUUCGAAGAGAAUUGUCAAAACCAAUAGAUAGCCUACAAGCUGACAACACAAAUGUAACAUAUUUUUUUGUAAGAUUAAACUAUAGUAUUUGUUUAUAUUUAUUAUGGGGUUAAAAUUCUUUCGGGCAAACCGUGAGAAACUCUUUCGCAACCAAUCAUUUUCUUAGGAUUAGUUAGCCGUAGCCCUUGCCCCCACCUUACACGACACGUGCCAAAGCAAGUUUUUAGACUAUAAAUACAGACCUAACAUCACUUGAAAUUACCAGAAAGCCAAAAUGCUAGACUCACUCACGUUCGUUUUCGAGAAGGUAUUCCUUCUAUCUUAUUUCAACUUAAUAAGAAACUUAUGGCCAGAAGAAGAAAAAGGUUGCAGCCCAUCUUCCUUCAAACGGGGGGAUUUGUUGGAGGUGAAGCGCACUCUUUUCAUCCAUUUCGGUAUAUACCUAGGUGACAACAAAGUUGCCCAUCUCAUGCCUGACAUCAUGCCUGUUCUCACCGAUAACGACAAGAAGAUAAGGUCAGUCGUGACGAAUAGGAGACUAAUCAUUGGUUGCAUCUACAAGAAAGCGAGCAUACGCGUUGACACGGUGGAAGAUUUCGCAUACGGCGCAAGUAUUCACGUCAACACCAUGGACAGCAAAAUGAAAAUGCAGCCAUUGCCUCAAGAGGAUGUUGCACUGAGAGCCGAAAAAUUGGUGGGAGAGAUUGACUACAGCCUGCUCUGGAAUAACUGCGAACACUUUACAACUUAUUGCAGAUACGGCUCACCUGUUAGUCAGCAAACAGAUCAGUUUUGUGAUAUUCUAAAAACAGUGGUCCGUGACCAGAGGAGUAUCCUGCUGACCAUCUCGCUGGGAGUGCUGUCCAUUGUGUGCUUUGGCUUGGCACCGUCAACUACAUUGCCAACAGUACUUAUUCCAUUCACACUGUGGAUGGCAAGUUGAUGGACAUGGAACCUACACAUGAACACUUACACUAGGGCGUCCACUCAAGAACUAAAGUAGCCGAGUGGCUCAACAGAUGAACAUUUGGGUUCAUAUUUGUUGUAAAUGCACCAUCCCAGAGAGUGUAUGCACAGAAUAAGAUAGUUUGUUUAAAGCCGAUGCUUUAGUCUGUUAAUUUUGCGCACAGAGGUUUUAUGAUCUCUGGGCCAUUUGUCAUGACUGUAUUGUAUUUAUGAAUGAAUGGCGGCUUGAGCAUGCUUGGGCUGCUGAAGAAUAUGUAAGAAUGUGCAGCACUGUAUAAUCAGGACAACCUAUUUGAAAUUGAUAGUUAUUUGUCUGGUUCCACUUUAUUUUUGUUCUUUUUUUAUUAUCUCUCCCUGAUAUUUGGACAAGACAAAACGGCUACCAUGCUGACUGCUUUCCUGACGUGUCUGUCAAUAACAUCUUGUAGUUGCACCAUAUUUGCCUAUGACAUGGCUGAUUAACAGCUGGCCUUGUUAUUACUCUACAGCUUUAUAUAUGGGGUUGCAGGUGACCUACCUGAGUGACCAGGCCAUAUGCAUGUGCACACAUUCCUCGGUGAAAUCCUCCUUACCUUGGCACCGCUGAAAACUGAUGGCUACGCAAAGUGCAAUUGCUUAUUGAGGUGUAUUUAGAUGCUCUAUUUUUGUACUGAGUAAGAGAAUUAGAUAAAGAGAGUCUUGAUUGUGUACAUUCUUUUGUAAAGA